AAUAUUGGGAAAAGUUCAUUUAAAUAGUUGUUGUAGGUGGUGUAUUAGAAAUGGCUGUAGUUUAAAUAUACUGUGUAAGACUGAGAAUUUUUUGUAUUGGUGUGUACAUUACAUAUAUAUACUGUAUUGUUAUUGUUUAUACGUGUUUUUUGUAAAUAAUGUAAGAAAUGAUGAACAAAACAACGAAAGUGAAUUAGCAAGUUUUUUAUUCCGUUUUAUUAUUCAAGUGUUAAAUUUUCAUUAUGGUUUAAACUAUUUCAGGUAAUUAUUAGAAAAAUUCAAUUUUAACUGAUUAAUUCAAAAAUGAGUGACUCUAAUAACAAAGUGGUCAAAACCUUCAGUGGGAAACUGUUUAGCGAUAUGAGUCACUUUGUGAAUGCGGACGGUCUUCAUAUUUUUACCAACUGUUGGGAACCUAAAGGAGAUGUUAACUUCCUGGUUUGUAUGUUACAUGGGUUUGGUGGUCACUGCAUUCGAUUCAAUGAACUUGCUUCGUAUUUCACAGAAAUUGGAGGCCUGGUGUUCAGCCAUGAUCAUAUUGGUCAUGGAGAGAGUGAAGGAUCACGAACAACUGUUGACGAUUACAACAAGUUGAUACGAGACACUUAUCAACAUGUUGAUAUUAUGGUGGAAAAAUAUCCCGGAAAACCUGUGUAUAUUUUCGGACAAUCAAUGGGAGGAGCAUUAGCUGUACUUGCUGCACAUGCAAAACCAACCUUGUUCAAAGGAGUUAUUCUAGUUGGACCAAUGUUGUUAAUAGAUCCUGGAUUACAAUCUUCAUUCAGGAGGGUCUUGGUAAAAAUGGCUGCAUAUUUGCUGCCUAAUGUUGUUCUAACUUCACUACCAGAAUCAAGGGGUUCAAGGGACCAGGAUGAGAUAAAAAUUAGCCAAGAAGAUCCGCUAAAAAGCUGUGAUGUGAAAAGUGAAAUGGCAUUACAACUUCUACGCAUUGGAGAGCAGUUAGAAGUAGUGAUGCCACAAUUUACGUGCCCAUUCAUUACCUUGCAUGGUGGGGAUGAUUCCACAUGCAGUGUUGAAGCAUCAAAGUUGAUACAUAGGGUUGCUAAAAGCGAAGAUAAAACUUUAAAGAUAUAUGAACUAUGUCGUCAUGAUUUGGUCCAUGAACUACAAGAAGAUAGAAUCAAAUGUUUUACUGAUAUUCAGAAUUGGCUGAAAGAAAGAUUGCAACUCAAUUCUUAGUAAUCACACCAUAUUAAUUAUUUUAUCUAAUAAAAUUUAGAUUAUUCUUAUCUUUUAUCAAUUUCACUUCUAAAGUCCCAAGCAUGAAUAUUAAAUAUACUGUUAAUAAAGCGACAUAAAUGUUAUUUAUUUCCUAAUUAUACGAUACCAAAAAAUUACUCUACCGUUUAGUUUUCUUUACUUUUCCUCUCUAAGUAAAUAUUGAUUGUAUAGUACUAUGUGGGAUACCAUUAACACUCAAUACCAUAUUUCCUGAUCGUGUUUUAAAUAAUUAACAACACUCUAUCAGAGUCGCGGAGCUACAACUAUACAAUUCUGUGUCUGUAAAUUUCCAUUGGUUACUACCAAAUGGGACUGAAAUAAGAUUGAAAAAUAUGUCCCAUGUUACUCCACCCCACUAUACUUCUGUUUCGUCACGUCAGCGUACCAAGCCGCAGCCUCCAAGUGACGUUUCAGUUCUACCUCUGUUUUGGUGCUGUAAUCAAUGUCUUGUGGUUGUUUUAUCUUUUUUACUCCAAAUCGAAUUAAAGAUUUCAAGAACGUG
Ciona intestinalis (vase tunicate) is the source of this 1744-nucleotide messenger RNA. The record is from RefSeq and is a predicted model, not a curated record. NCBI's taxonomy places the organism in Eukaryota, Metazoa, Chordata, Ascidiacea, Phlebobranchia, Cionidae.